AUGACCGAGAUUUUUAGGUCAAAAGUUGGGGAAAAAAUCUACCCGUUACAGGCAGGUUUUGUUGUACGGGAGCUCGUUAUAAUGUAAGUUUGGCCCGGACUAACAAGGGAAGUACACCAAGUACAAAGCUCAGAUUUUCUUUAAUUUUUGCGCACACGUUGGGCAUGAAAUAAAUAUCAAUUCUUGAAAGUUUAAGCUCGCGCUUUGCAGGCGCAGUCGAGAUAUUGAACGAUUUUUGCCGCCGACGAGAGUACACUAAACGUGGAGAGCGGUCAGAGAGAAGAACGCUUUUUGACCAUAACUUUUCCAGUUCCGUGCGGAAAAAAAAGAUUUUUUGUAGAAACAUUACACUCUACGGUAGAAAUAGGUAUGAAACUUUUCGUGCCGAAAUUCGGCAAAAAGUGUUAAAUUUUCGCCAACUUUCGAUCUAAAAAUCUCGGUUGUUUCUGCAAAGCGCGAGCUAGGAUUAUCGCAUAUAUAUUAGAAAAAAUAUUCUAAUCUUGUGCAUUGUUUCAUCAAAAUCUGAGCGUCGCUCUUGGGGCUUCUUCCUUGUAAACCGAUUUACUUCUCUAACAGUAAGCAUUGACUUUCAAAUUUCAGCUACAUUUUCUUCUGCCUUGGCCGCUUCAUUGCCGGCAUUGGAGUGGGCAUUGGGUUUGUUUCGGCUCCGAUUUGCAUCAAAGACAUGACCGAUUACCAUCAACGUCCCAAGAUGUUCUUCACCGCAGCUGUGAUUUUCUCGGGAAGUGCAAUUUUCUCAUCGUUUCUGCCGUUCCUCAAAGGCAUUCAUUACUCAACGUUCUGUUUUUUGAUCACUUCACCCGCAUUUAUCAGCUGUAUGUUGUACUACAAGUACCGAGAGCUCUACGUGGAGCCCAUCAAAGAGGAAUUCGAUGGGGAAGAGGAGAUGGAAGUGCAGAACUAUGCACUUUUUAAUCCGAAAUUCAUGGCGUUUGUGUUGAUGGUCAUUAAUGCGGUGAGUUUUUUUUUGGAAAAGGGAAAGGCUUGAGACGAUCAGAUUUUUAGGGGGUUAAGAUUAAUUUUUUCUUGCAGGUGAAGUACCCCAAGUGCAACGUUCAGAUUUUGAUUAAACUUGGCACAAAUUUAGAAUAAUUUUUUCUAAGACAUAUGCGAGAAUCGUAGCUCACGCGUUGCAGAAACAACCGAGAUUUUUAUGUCGAAGGUCGUCGAAAAGUUGACACUUUUUGCUGAAUUUCGGCACAAAAAUUUUCAUACCUAUUUGUACCGUAAAGGGUAACGUUUCCACAAAAAAUUAAUUUUUUCCACACGAAACUAGCAAAGUUAUGGCCAAAAAAUGUUUUCCCCUCUGAUCUCUCGUUUUUUGUACUCUUUCGGCGACAAUAUCUCGGUGCCGCUUGCAAAGCGCGGGCUAAAACUUUCAGGAAUCGACGCUUAGGUAUGCCCGACGUGUAUGCAAAAUUUAAAGAAAAUCUGAGCGUCGCACUUGGGGUACUUCCCUAGUUAGUAAUAUUAGCGAUCUCUAGAUUGAGAUUUGCAGAGAAAAUCAAAAAUUUUUCUCAGUUUGUCGGGAAAAUAAUGUGGAUUUGUCGCAGCAAAAUCUCCCGGGUUGGCGCAGUCGCCCAUCAAAUUUCCAGCAUUGGAGAGUCGUUAAAAAGCCAUGAUGGACGAUUCCAAAGCAUGACGAAUCCACAUUAUUUUCCCGACAGGCUGAUUAUUGCAAAAGAAGCAAUAAUCAGACUUCUACACUCCUGCAAAAAUCAUCAUUAUUUCAUAGCCAAACUGGCAAGGAUAUGGCUAAAAAGUGUUUUUUCUCUAACCGCUCUCCGCAUUUUGCCUACUCUCUGAUUAAUAAAGAUUGUUCGAUAUCUCGGCUUCGCAUGCAAAUCCAGAGCUAAAAUUUUUAGUAUUUGAUAUAUCGUCUAGGCCCAACGUAUCUACAAAAUUUAAAGCAAAUCUGAGCGUUGCACUGGGAACGCUAGAAAAUCGAAGAAAACAUUUCUGACCAAAAAAUAUCUCCAAUUUUCGCUAUAACUCAUUUUCAGACCAUUGGAGUGCCAGUGAUUCUCUCCUACUCCUCCGUAAUCUUCACCGAAAUGCAUAUUGCUCCUCACAAAGCCGCUGUACUCUCACUUGUUUACCCGUUAGUUCAAGUCUUCUUUUUGUUCGCUGCGAGCUCCUUGCAGGGGCAGAUAAGCCGAAGGACAACGGUAAUUGUCGGCUACGGCAUCUGUCUUGCAGCAUUCUUUGCACUCUUGUUGACACAGGUGAGAAGUUCUUUUGGGCAGAUUUUUACAUAGUUUGAGCAUACGGUCUCUACAACGAAGUUUCCCACAACAAAAACUGUACAUAACAAACAAUUUUUAAAGUUGAAAAAAAUGUUUCAAAAGUCAAUCCAAGGCAAAAAUAAGCCUUUCUACAACAAAACCCUUCUAUAAAAAACAAUUUUUUGGGCUCUUUCUGGUUUUUGCACAGCAAAUUAACAGUUUGUUUUUUCAAAAUUUAGUUUUAAAUUUUCAGCACUUCCACACCCUCGACCACAACCCGCAAGUCAAGGCCAUGGCCAGCGCGUUCUGGCUGAUAAUGUUGGCCGGCCUGAUGGCGGUCCCUUGCAAUUCCGGUCUCUGUAUUAUUAGCGGUAAGUGAGUGAUAGCAAAUUUUUUCGUGCUUGUGACCGAAAAAAUAAACAAAUAUCGGAAACCGAAAAUAAGAGUUGCGUCAAAGAAUUCCUUUGUAAUUAAAAUAGAUUCGGCCGAUAAUUUGGGCGUGUGUAGGUGGACGAAGACGAAGAACGUGAUCUGUUUUGAAUUGCAAGAACUUUGGAAAUGUUUUGAAAGAAUUUCAAAGAAAAUAGAGUUUGAGGAGUGAUAAUUGAAACUUUAAAUUUGAAAACAAUGCGAAGUUAAUAAUGAAAUUUUUACUUGAAAACAGACCUUUUCGGAUAAUAACAAUGUUUAGAAAACUAUCAAUAACAAGACCUUGAGCUCUAAGACAGCAAAAUGAAAAAAUACAGUUAAGAAUUCCGCACAACGAGGGGCAUAAAAAACAUAAUUUGGAAUAGAAGUGUUUUGCUGUUUGGAGGUUUGGCCUAACAAAUUAACUGACAAGAGAUGUAUAUACCCCAUGUGCGACGCUCAGAUUAUGCUGAAACAAUGCACAAGUUUAGAAUAUUUUUUCCUAAAAUAUAUGCGAGAAUGCUGGCUCGCGCUUGUCGAAACAACCGAGAUUUUAUGAUCGAAAGUCGACGAAAAUUUAGGACUUUUUGCCGAAUUUCGGCACGAAAAGUUGUAUACCUAUUUCUCCCGUAAAGGGUAAUGUUUCCGCAAAAAAUCAAUGUUUUCCGCACGAAACUGGCAAAGUUAUGGCCAAAAAGCGUAUUUCUCUCUGACCGCUCUCCGCGUUAGGCGUACUGUCUGAGCUCUAAGACAGCAAAAUUAAAAAACGCAAUAUUGUGUACAAUGAAUUGCUAGAGACAACAAAUUUUUCGUUAUAGAAAGAUUUGCGAACGAAGAGUUCCAUUUUGGCCAGAUGUUGACGUUGAAGAUUUCAAAAAUUGGUGACUGAAGAAAAGUUUUGCUGUGUUUCUUUGAACAUAUGCUUCGCUUUUACUCGAUCCACGCCAAUUACAAUAUCACAGCUCUAAAAACUGUUUUGUCCUGAAACUUACUUUUUUAUGUUAUUUUUUUCAACCAUUAACCUAAAAAUUUAGUACAAAGCUUUUUGAUAAGUUCGUCAGAAAGGCGCAAUGGCCCAGGCCGGCAAUUUGAGUUUGCUGAAAAAAGGGUAGAAAGUGUAGGAACGAACAAAAAAAAGACGAGCUAUAGGUGUAGGAAUGACGUAAAAAUGUGCUAUAAGUGCACUUAAUGACCCGACAUUGUCCAAAUCUGAGAGCACGUCAGACUGAGAUGAGCUAAUUUUGGUCGGUGAAAUGAAACAUGAGCCAUUUUUUGUGACAACAUGCGUAUUUUACAAUUCGAUUUUUUAUGCAAAAAAGCCUAUGUAUAACAACGACUGCAUCUUUUGUAUCUUAAUUACAGUCUAUUUGUUUGUCGGGGAAAUAAUGUGGAUUUGUUGCAGAUGUCUCGCCUCACCACAAUCGCGUACCAAAAAAAUUUCCAGGCCGUCGCCAAGACAUGACGGGCGAUUCCAAGCCGCGACAUAUCCACAUUAUUUUUACGACAGACUGAUAUCGCAGUUUUUGAAUUUAAAUUUUCAAAAAUUUCAGAGUUGUUCUGCACCCGCUACUCUUUGUUCCGCGGCGUUUCGUUCUCUCGAGCCGUUUUUUGGUUCCUCUCGGCUGUCAUGUAAGUUUGAUAACAAUUACUGGUCGCUUGUAACCGACCUGUUUUUAUGUCAAAAUAUUUGUAUUUUCCCACAAUCUUUUUAUCACUUUCCAGCAGCGGAACUUUUCUCUGGCUCCUGGAAAACGGAACUCUCUUCACCGCUCUCCUGCCGUCCUUUGUUGUCGCGUCGAUUUGCUUCGUUUAUUUGUACAUCUUGUUGCCGGAGGACGCAGAACAACGGGGGCGGCUAGGGAGCCCCAUGGUGGCGAGUGGAUACGGAACUGUUGGCAUAAUGUAUUAG
Molecule: messenger RNA, 4563 nt
Organism: Bursaphelenchus xylophilus (pine wood nematode)
Lineage: Eukaryota; Metazoa; Nematoda; Chromadorea; Rhabditida; Aphelenchoididae
Source: the annotation of a GenBank genome assembly